Penicillium samsonianum is the source of this 1171-nucleotide messenger RNA. Its product is annotated as 40S ribosomal protein eS28. The record is from RefSeq and is a predicted model, not a curated record. The coding region runs from base 85 to 291 and encodes 68 amino acids. The transcript is spliced from 3 exons. Gene Ontology annotation, biological process: ribosomal small subunit assembly; maturation of SSU-rRNA; translation. Gene Ontology annotation, molecular function: structural constituent of ribosome. NCBI's taxonomy places the organism in Eukaryota, Fungi, Ascomycota, Eurotiomycetes, Eurotiales, Aspergillaceae. Gene Ontology annotation, cellular component: ribosome; cytosolic small ribosomal subunit.
GGCCAAAUUCCACUUCAACACUCUCUUACCUUCAGUCCAACCAACUCCAACCCUCGAGCUCAACGCCCUCUCCUUCCCUCCAAGAUGGAUUCCAGCAAGCAGCCCGUUAAGCUCGUCAAGGUGACCCGUGUCCUCGGCCGCACCGGAUCCCGUGGUGGUGUCACCCAGGUCCGCGUCGAGUUCAUGGACGACACCUCGCGUUCCAUCAUCCGCAACGUCAAGGGCCCAGUCCGCGUUGACGACAUCCUCUGCCUGCUCGAGUCCGAGCGCGAGGCCCGCCGUCUCCGUUAAAAUCCACCAAAACGAAAUUUCGCUCGCGUCGUCUAUUUUGUCUCUCUUCUUCUCUCGCAUAUCCCUUACGACCGGUUUUUCAUGAUUACUCUUCGGCCAAAAUCGAGUCCCCCGCUUUUCUUUCUUGCCGUACCUUCAACCUCCUAUCUUCCUCAGCCCUAAACCGCCGCGCUGCCCAAUCAUCCCCGUCUGCCGACUCUCGAGGGGCCGUUUCUACGAUUUCCGACGUUUCGACUGGAGGUGAUGGUUUGGGUGGAUUGACUUUUUGGUUUUUUUAACGCCGAAAGUCCCGGAAGGUCGAUUAUGGAGAAACGAUCGUGAGAGAGAGGAGCAGAGAGCGCAAAAAAGAUAAUAGAAAGCCUUUUUUUUUAUUGAUACGAGAAAACGAAAUCAGGUUCUUGCGCGAGGGCUGGUUUGUGGACUUGUGGCACGGUCUGGUCUGGUUUCGAUCUUGGUGUUUUACUACAUACACACGUCCAUUUAGGCGUGCUUGCAUGGGCUCAAUGCGACAAACGAGGUUGUGAUGUUGUUUCCUCUCUUUUCUUCCUCGUACCAGCUUCCUCCCAUUACUGGUACUUAGAAAAGACAAAACGCCGAUUCGAACCAGACCCCGAUCGACAAAAAGAACAAUGGAAUCCAAAAAAAGUUUGAAAACUUCCAGUUCAGCCUUGUCGAGGUCGAGGUUUUGAAAGCGUUCGUAGAACAUCUGGCCAGUGUAGUCUAUGUGAGUUUCUAGAGAUAUUCCGGACCUUGAUUGCUGUCUGGGAUUCCCAGCGACAUGUCUACCAAGUACAGGUAGACAGUAACUAUGCCAUGUCCCUUGUUAUACAUAGGAAAGUCGUCUGUAUAUUUCUCUAUAAAACCGCGAAGGGCAAAAGAU